AUGGAAAUUCAACGUCAUAUUGGCGAGCAGCUGGACUCCUUACUCAACGACUCCGACGGAGUUCAACUUUUUCAUGACUUUCUUUCUACGCGCUUCUCUUCUGGCCACCUCCUGGACUUUUGGUUCGCAUGCAAAGGAUUUAGGGCCAUUAUUGAUGGCGAUGAUCAACUUAAAUUACUUCAAGUUGCCAAGGCCAUCUACAGGACAUACAUCCGGACAGAUGCUGCCUCGUCUGUUCCGGUCAAUGAAUCCACGAAAAGGGAGAUACGUUCAACUCUCGCACUUUAUUCUCACGCAAACCACAAAAAUGUUGGUGGUGACAAAAAGCUUCCCAUGCUACGUUCCCUUUUCGAUGCUGCUCAAAUGGAUAUUCAGAAUACGCUUGCCCGAAGUUACUUUCUGGAUUUUUUACAUUCGGAUGCCUUCCGGCUAGUUCGGCAGUCACUUUUCAAUCCUGAAAUUCUCGCUAAUAUGCAGUCCACCAGUUUAGGUAGUUCAAAAGCUUGUACGAAACUGACCAGGCAACAAUCGGAGAAACAGUUCGCUUCCGACUCAUCCAACCAGCCUGCAAAUCGAGUUGGCGAUUUCAACGAGACCUUUUCAGCUUUUGGUUGUUCUGCCAACCAGUCCUCUGCCUCUCGGAACUUUGAAGAUUCAAGAAGCGUCUCAAAAUCUCAUUGUUCCGAUGCUUUGCAAAGGUUAGCGACCAAUCCAGUCUGA
Molecule: messenger RNA, 720 nt
Organism: Dibothriocephalus latus
Lineage: Eukaryota; Metazoa; Platyhelminthes; Cestoda; Diphyllobothriidea; Diphyllobothriidae
Source: the annotation of a GenBank genome assembly